Messenger RNA from Gossypium raimondii (Peruvian cotton), 485 nucleotides. RefSeq lists its product as uncharacterized. The record is from RefSeq and is a predicted model, not a curated record. Bases 30 to 485 code for a protein of 151 amino acids. NCBI's taxonomy places the organism in Eukaryota, Viridiplantae, Streptophyta, Magnoliopsida, Malvales, Malvaceae. The transcript is spliced from 3 exons.
CAGAAUAAGGUGCAGCCUUGGUUUCUUGCAUGGUGGAUUUGCACAAUGUAGGAACAUUUAAUGCUGAUACCGGGUUCAAGGCCGGUUAUUUGAACGAGCUAGAAAAAAUGCUAGAAAAGGCUUUACCAAGAGCAAUGUUGAAGGCGAAGCCAAAUAUUGAAUCUCGGAUUAGGUGCCUAAAAAGGGAAUGGUCAGUCGUCUACGACAUGCUUAAUGGCCAAAACAACAGCGGUUUUGGUUGGGACGAGCAUAGGCAGCUCGUUGUUGCUGAAGAUGCAGUUUGGGAAUCCUAUGUAAAGAGUCACAAAGAAGCCUCUCAGUUCAAACAUCGUUUUUCCUUACUACAACCAACUUCUCGCCAUAUACGCAAGAGAUCGCCAUCAGAGUUGAAUAACACAGAUGUAACAGCAAAGGAAAUGGGGGAGAUGCCUACAGAAAAGUCACUCAACGUGGGGAGAAUACAAAUUUGGGUUUAUUGUUUUUGA